CUAUCUCUCGCCAGCAGGCAAACGCAGGAAGCCGCUCUCCCCUUAUCCUUUCAUGUUAUCACCACACUACCAGCAAAUAACACCACACCUCACUCUUCGUCUCUCUCUCUCUCACUCUCUCUGCCUUUUAAAGUCCAAAACUUCGAAAUAAAGCAGAUAAGAAGACAGCUCUUUCAUGGAGUAUUUCUUUCUAGAAAAAACACUGCGUUGAAUGAUACAAGAAACAGACAGUUAUAGUAGUUAUAGCUGGUAGCAGUAGAGUAGUAGCAGCAGAGAAUGUCUUGUUUACUGCCACAGUUCAAGUGCCAGCCAGACACUUUCUCUAUACAUUUUAGAAAUCUCCAACAUCACGGCACCAACCAUACCCAACUCCCACAAUGCGUUUUGUCCUCUGCAUCACCAUCAACCGCGGUGCUUGAUCUGGAGAAGCUGAGAUUGCCUUCUUUAGAACCUCAUUCAGAUUCAAUUUCUGCAAACAGACCGUGGACUUAUAUAGGGGGAAUCGGUCCACAGAAGAAGCCACCCUUCGAAACUAGUUUAGCCGCUGAAACACUUAUCGCAGAUGAUGAGGCUGUAAUUGCUGCUGCUGCUGCUGAAGCAGUUGCUCUUGCAAGAGCUGCUGUCAAGGUUGCGAAAGAUGCAGCUGAAAUGGCUAAGAAUUACUCUUCUCUGAAGAAAGAAACAAAAAUUCCAAUAGCAUCUACAACAGAUUCCUUCUCAUCAAUGUGGUCUCUGCUUACUGAAAAAGAACGAGCUGAUAUAAUAGGAGAUUCCGUGUCAGCUGAAACUAGAUUAAGAGAAGACUAUUCCGUGCAAUACCCAACCGAAGAAUAUGAUUGUUUAGAACCAACACAGGAAGAACUUGCACUUUUGCAAAAACAGCUUUCGGAGGGUAUAGCUGUGCGAUCAAAGCGCCAAACAGAAAGAAAAGCCAGACGAGCAAGAGCAGCUGAAAAGGCUUCUGCAAAUGUUGUAUCCGUGAAGUCCGGUUCUUCUAGCAAGAAAAAACGUGUGCCCUUGCAAGAAGUAGACCAGUCUGAUCCAUUGCGCUUUUUUAGAGGAGCCAGCAGCUCUUCCAGGCUUCUCAGCGCUACUGAAGAAGUGGAGUUGUCAGAAGGAAUACAGGACCUGCUAAAACUUGAAAGGAUUGAGGAGGAGCUGAAGGAGCGAUUUGGAGGUGAGCCCAGCUUUGCACAGUGGGCUGCUGCGGCUGGAGUUGAUCAGUUAACUUUGAGGAAGCGCAUAAACUAUGGCAUCCUUUGCAAAGACAAAAUGAUAAAAUCCAAUGUCCGGCUUGUUAUUUCAAUUGCCAAAAAUUAUCAGGGAACUGGGAUGAAUCUCCAAGAUCUUGUUCAGGAAGGAUGCCGAGGCCUAGUACGAGGUGCAGAGAAGUUUGAUGCAUCAAAAGGUUUCAAAUUCUCAACGUAUGCUCACUGGUGGAUUAAACAGGCAGUACGCAAGUCACUCUCAGAUCGGUCUAGAACAAUUCGCUUACCAUUUCACAUGGUGGAUGCAACUUAUAGAGUGAAGGAGGCUAGAAAACAAUUGUAUACUGAAAAUGGAAGACAUCCUGAUGAUAAAGAAGUUGCAGAGGCAGCUGGGCUCUCGAUGAAGAGGCUCAGUGCUGUACUACUAACUCCAAAAGCCCCAAGAUCUCUUGACCAGAAGAUGGGGUUUAACAUGGAUCUUAAACUUUCGGAAGUGACUGCAGAUCCUGAAGCAGAAACAGCAGAAGAUCUGCUGAUGAAGGAAUUUAUGAAAAAGGACCUGGAGAAAGUUCUGGGAAGUCUCAGUCCAAGGGAGAAUCAGGUCGUCAGAUGGAGAUUUGGAAUGGAGGAUGGAAGGAUGAAAACGUUGCAGGAGAUUGGGGAGUUGAUGGGUGUCAGUAGAGAAAGAGUUCGGCAAAUCGAGCUGAGCGCAUUUCGAAAGCUAAAGAACAAGAACAGAACCAAACAGUUGAGGCAGUACAUGGUUUCAUAAACCACAUCGUCCAUAAACUGCAUUGCCACAGAACCUCCUAACCCGCCAAAGGAUCAAAAGGGCUUGUCUUUCGUGUAUACUCAUGUCUUCAUUCUCUUCCGUAAUGAAAAUCUUGUGUUUCAGAAUAUUAGAGAAUAGUUGUGCAUAGAAACUGAAAUUUUGAACCAAGCUUCUUCCCUCUUAUUUUUUAUUUACAAUGUACCUUACAUGUGAUAUUAAAUCCAUCUUUCUAGC
Messenger RNA from Populus euphratica (Euphrates poplar), 2214 nucleotides. RefSeq names its product RNA polymerase sigma factor sigB-like. Gene Ontology annotation, molecular function: DNA-binding transcription factor activity. NCBI's taxonomy places the organism in Eukaryota, Viridiplantae, Streptophyta, Magnoliopsida, Malpighiales, Salicaceae. The transcript is spliced from 7 exons. Bases 277 to 1980 code for a protein of 567 amino acids. Gene Ontology annotation, biological process: regulation of DNA-templated transcription; DNA-templated transcription initiation. The record is from RefSeq and is a predicted model, not a curated record.